Raphanus sativus (radish) is the source of this 2910-nucleotide messenger RNA. Its product is annotated as probably inactive leucine-rich repeat receptor-like protein kinase At5g06940. Gene Ontology annotation, biological process: protein phosphorylation. NCBI's taxonomy places the organism in Eukaryota, Viridiplantae, Streptophyta, Magnoliopsida, Brassicales, Brassicaceae. The record is from RefSeq and is a predicted model, not a curated record. The coding region runs from base 74 to 2665 and encodes 863 amino acids. Gene Ontology annotation, molecular function: receptor serine/threonine kinase binding; ATP binding; protein kinase activity. The transcript is spliced from 2 exons.
CAAUAAUGCUUUUAAUUCUCACUCUCACUCUCACUCCAAUCACUCUCUCAGCAGAUCUUCUUCAUUCUCUUUAAUGGCCACCAGAUUCAACCACCAGUUCUCACUCUCAUUGGCCCUCACAUUCUCCCUCUUCUUCUUCACUACCUUCUCUUUCACGGAAGACGUUGAACUCGCUUCUCUCCUCAGAUUCAAAGCCUCCAUCGAUGAUCCAAAGAACUCUCUUUCACGUUGGUCCAAAGCUUCUUCUCUUCACCACUGUAACUGGACCGGCAUCACUUGCACCAGAGCUCCUUCUCUCUACGUCUCUUCCAUCAACCUCCAAAGCCUAAACCUCUCCGGCGAAAUCUCCGACUCUGUCUGUAACCUCCCUUACCUAACUCACCUCGACCUCUCCCAAAACCUCUUCAACCAGCCUAUCCCUCUUCAUCUCUCCUCCUGUCUCACCUUAGAGACUCUGAAUCUCAGCGCCAAUCUCAUCUGGGGCACGAUCCCUGAUCAGAUUUCUGAGUUCACCGCGUUGAGAGUUCUUGACUUGAGCAGUAACCACGUCGAGGGUAAGAUUCCAGAAGGGUUAGGGUUACUCUCGAAUCUCCAAGUUCUCAACUUGGGAAGUAAUCUUCUCACUGGUCUCGUCCCUCCUGUGAUAGGGAAGCUAAGCGAGCUCGUUGUUCUUGAUCUGUCUGAAAACAGUUACUUGGUUAGCGAGAUCCCUUCUUCUAUUGGGAAGCUAGACAAGCUUGAGCACCUUCUCCUGCAAAGGUCAGGCUUCCACGGAGCGGUUCCCACUUCGUUUGUGGGUUUGACGAGUUUGAAAGUGUUGGACUUGUGUCUGAACAACCUCACCGGUUCCAUAGGGCCUUCUUCUCUCAAGAACCUAGUGUCUCUUGACGUCUCGCAGAACAAGAUAACCGGCUCUUUCCCUAGUGGCGUUUGCAGCGGCAAUAGCCUUGUUAGCCUUUCUCUACAUUCUAAUUUGUUUGAAGGAUCACUCCCUAACUCCAUUGGUGAGUGUCUUACUCUGGAGAGGUUUCAAGUGCAGGAGAAUGGAUUCUCUGGUGAGUUUCCGGUUGGGUUAUGGUCAUCACCGAAGAUUAAGAUUAUUAGAGCAGGUAAUAAUCAGUUCACAGGUCAUGUUCCUGAUUCUGUCUCUUUAGCUUCUUCACUAGAGCAAGUUGAGAUAGAUAACAACUCCUUUACUAAUACAAUCCCACAUGGUCUUGGACUGAUCAAGAACUUGUAUAAGUUCUCUGCUUCGGAGAACGGGUUUAACGGAGAGUUACCUCCUAACUUCUGUGACUCACCUGUCCUCAGCAUUGUCAACAUCUCUCACAACACUCUCUCAGGGAAGAUCCCUGAGAUCAAGAACUGCAAGAAGCUUGUCUCUUUGUCUCUGGCAGGGAAUGCAUUUACCGGAGAGAUCCCAAAAUCACUUGCUGAGUUACAUGUUCUGACUUAUCUUGAUCUAUCUGCUAAUAAGCUUACCGGUUCGAUCCCUCCAGAGUUGCAGAGCCUGAAGCUUGCUCUCUUCAACGUGUCGUACAAUAAACUAUCAGGUGAGGUGGCUCCCUCCCUGGUAUCUGGCUUACCAGCUUCCUUCCUGCAAGGCAAUCCAGGGCUCUGUGGACCCGGUUUCCCCCAUCCCUGCUCCUCUGGUCGGUCCAGCUUCUUCCAUAAAGCUUUGUUGUUACUUCUGAUAUGUUUACUACUUGCUCUCGCCGCUUCCCUCUUUGUGUCAUAUCGUUAUUACCGAAAGAAAGCUCAGUUCAAGAGUACUUGGCGGUCGGAGUUCUAUUAUCCUCUCAGGUUAACCGAGCAGGAGUUGAUGAAAGUGGUGAAUGAAAGUAGUCCUUCCGACGUAUACGUUCUCAGUUUAUCGAGUGGAGAGUUAAUAGCUGUGAAGAAGCUCGUGAACUCAAGGAAUAUAUCAUCCAAAGCUCUGAAAGCUGAAGUGAGGACCAUAGCGAAGAUAAGGCACAAGAACGUUAUUCGAAUUCUUGGUUUUUGUUUCACAGACGAGCUGAUCUUCUUGAUAUACGAGCACACGCAUAACGGUAGCUUGCAUGAUAUGCUGCUAUCAAAGCCUGGUGAUCAGCUGCAGUGGAGCGUUAGGUUGAAGAUAGCAUUAGGUGUUGCUCAAGCGUUGGCGUACAUUAGCAAAGAUUAUGUGCCACACUUACUCCAUAGGAAUCUUAAGUCGACAAACAUUCUCUUGGACAAAGAUUUUGAACCAAAGAUCAGUGAUUUUGCUCUUGACCAUAUCGUUGGAGAGGCUGCUUCUCAGUCCUACUCCUGCUAUACUGCACCAGAAAACAAUUACAGCAAGAAAGCAACAGAAGAAAUGGAUGUUUACAGUUUCGGAGUUGUACUACUAGAACUUGUAACGGGGCAAAGAGCAGAGGAAGGAGCAUCUGGAGAGUCCUUUGACAUAGCGAAGCAGGUAAGGAGGAAGAUAAACUUGACAGAUGGAGCUGAGCAAGUUCUUGACCAAAAGAUCUUGUCCAACUCUUGCCAAUCAGACAUGCUAAAGACCUUAGACAUUGCUCUCAACUGCAUCGCCGUUGCUGCAGAGAAACGACCUUCACUGCUUCAAGUCAUCAAAGCGCUUCAGUGUAUAAUAAGCUCUUCUGUCGCAGCUUCAUCUGAAGAGCUUCCAGUUUCCGCAUAAACAAUAUAGCCAAGAGAGAGAGAGACCAUUUUAUUCGCUCUAGUUUUUUACUAUAAAAACCAAGAUAAGUGCGUAUGUUUUGUUUUUGGAGUGUGUGUGUAUGAGAGACAGAGAGAGAGAGUUAUGUAUGAAUGUACAUCUUAUGAGCUUUGGUUUUAGAUUUCUCCAAGGAGUCUGUAUCUUUCAUUAGUGGGAGAGAAACUAAGAUUGUCCUUUUCUUCAACUCCUUUGAUGAUUUUGUAGUA